CAUUCAUUGCUUUCUAUUGUCGGUUAUGUAAAACUAUCGAUUGUUACUAUUAUUUCUAAAAGCUUGAAAUUGUUUACAUUUCACUCAUAUCUAUAAUAAUCGGACUCGCGUUUUGAUAGUACAUUGAUCGAUUGAAUUGAGAAAAGUUGCUUAUUUCUAUGAACUACGCGUCGAUCUUGAGCAUCGCUCUUUGCUAAAGUGUUGAGUUCACUUCAGGUGACUGACAGGCGGGGGCCACGGCUGCAGUUUUAGGUUUGUUUUAAAACCUUUAUUCAUUUAAACAUGGCCCAAGGGAAGGAGACUGAGGCCGAAGCGAGAUUAUACAGAUGCACAAGGACCCUGGUCGCAGCCCUUACCCAUGUCCUCUGCAUUGCCUUCACAGUUUUCCUUGUAUUCCUGUCUCGACCCGGUUCGAGCUUGUUCUCAUGGCAUCCUUUUCUGAUGACACUUGCUUUUUCCUUCAUCAUGACAGAGGCUAUCCUUCUCUUCUCCCCCCAUGGCUCACCUAUAAGGAAGUUUGGGCAUAAGACCAAAGGUCGUAUUCACUGGGCCCUCCAGGUUUUGUGUGUGGCCUGUGCUGUUGUGGGUCUAGCAGUCAUUGCCUAUAACAAACAUUUGAACAAUAAACUGCACUUUACCUCCUGGCAUGGCUUACUAGGCCUGAUCACUGUGUGUGUGGUUGGGCUGCAGUCCCUGGCAGCACUGCCUCUCAAGUACCACAGUCUAGCUAAAGGCUGGUCUCUUGCCAAACUGAAGCGGUACCAUGCAGCGUCAGGACUUGUGACCUACCUGCUCGGCUGUGGGAGUCUGCUGCUUGGCCUUUGCUCCUCCUGGUUCACUGAGUCUGUCAGCAGUUACACCUGGUAUCUGUCAGCCCUGUGCCCUGUGCUCUCUGCUCUUGUCAUCAUGGACCAAGUCUCCCGCGCAUACACUGCAAAAAAGAGACUGCAGUCCUGACAAACCCAACAAAAACACUUACGUUGAAAUAUUUUGGCUUGUCACAUUCACUACUGGUCAAAUCAUAAUUGUGCAAUGACAUUGUCAGGGAAUUUCUAUUGUGCUAUGAAAAUAAUAUGUAUUUAAAAUUUAAAUAUAAUAAUGCAAAAUAGUG
This is a messenger RNA of Boleophthalmus pectinirostris (great blue-spotted mudskipper), 1111 nucleotides long. RefSeq names its product transmembrane reductase CYB561D2 (gene cyb561d2). The record is from RefSeq and is a predicted model, not a curated record. Gene Ontology annotation, cellular component: endoplasmic reticulum. Gene Ontology annotation, molecular function: transmembrane monodehydroascorbate reductase activity. The coding region runs from base 283 to 957 and encodes 224 amino acids. NCBI's taxonomy places the organism in Eukaryota, Metazoa, Chordata, Actinopteri, Gobiiformes, Gobiidae. The transcript is spliced from 3 exons.